AUGGUAAAUAAAGCAGUUACCUUUACCCUAUUGGGAAUUGGGGCUGCUCUUGUUGGCGCAACUGACCAUACUGUGACCGUCACGACGACUAAGACGGAGACGGUCACUGCUUGUGCUUCGUCGUGCUAUUCGAUCUUGACUAGCUGUGCCUCGACUGUGUCCUUGACUUCGUCUUCUUUGACUAUUAUAUCAAGUGAGACUACGCCUACUGCUACUUCCACUCCAGGCUCUAGCUCGUCUGGAACAAUCUCCACCUCGUCUGGAAUAAACUCCUCUCAGCCAACAUACUCUGUGCCGUCGACAUCUUUGAGCACGUAUCAAACUAGCACAGCUACAGCCUCAGCUGGGACCUCUAAAUACACCCAGAGCACCACUUCUACGGCUUCUGCUAUCACUGAUAGUCUCGUCUCGAGUCAGCGUCACAGCAGUUCCUCAAGCACUGUUGCUACUUCAACGCCAACAGAGACCUACAUAUCCACAGAAAGCGUUGUUUCUUCAUCUACUAUCACUCCAUCUACCACUACCAGUGCUGAAUCGAGUCAAAUCCCCAAUACCUCCUCCAUCUCUACCACAAAAUCAUGUUCUCAUCCCUAUAGCUGUGAAUCUUCCACCACCGUCGGAAGCACAGAAUCGUCUGCUCUUGCCGGUACUGCAUCAUCAUCAUCUUCGCCGUAUUCUACUCCUGUUUCCUCGUCUACGACUUCAUAUUCUGGCCGAGAGACCACGUUCGUCUUCCCAACCACAACCCAGGCUCGAGCUCCUCCAGAAUCAUCUGAGAGCACGACAGAGACUACAGUCAAGUCGACUAUUUCUCAGACUGUAACUCUCACUAAAAGCUCACAAUCUCGAGCAUCAAGCCAAAUUUCAACAGAAACUGCUUCCAGAUCCACAGCGACUCUUUAUAGUACUGCAUCCAUCACAAGUACUUCUUCCACCACGUCCAGUGCAGAGACUUUAUCCUCAUCUAUCUCAAAGACCGCAUCCAAAUCUUCGAGUGAAUCUGGAUCUAAGUCCUCUACAGUGACUGUUUACUCCACUGGUUCUCUUACAAAGAGCAGUACCAUACUUUCUACACAAUCUUCAUCCAAACCCACUUCAGCAACAACUGCCACGCCAUCAUCACAAACAACAUCCACAACACCGUCAGGUUCACAAUCUACCACUUCAAAUACCUUCGCUAAUUAUACAACUACCCCAUCUGGAACUCCCUCAUCUUCAUCCGCCGUCGUAGUGUCAACAGAAUCCUCAGCCGUGGCCACUACCACUACCCGGAGCAGCUACAGCUCCGUAUACACACCCUGUUCAGAGUCAUCACUGAGCCAUUCCCGGAUUUAUACACUCACCAAUUCUUCAACUUUUGCGACAAGUCACUACUCAGGCACUGGAACGGGAUAUUCUACCACUCAGCCGACUUCCUCCAACACUGGCUCCACUACAAUCCAGACAUCAAGUAUCACAAUCGAUUCUACUGCUGCGCCGAUUACUGCUUCAUCUUCGACGAGCAGUUCAUACUACUCUCUUCCAACUAGCCAGGCAUCCACUCCAUCAUCUUUCUCUCCACUGCCUUCUUCAGCAUCUUCUUCCUCGCCUUCUUCAACCACUCCAACCCCAUCGGGCUCUUCCACAGUCUCAUACGCGUCCUCCGCCAACGCUGCCACCCAGCCCGCAACCACAUCUUCAUCCUUCACGUCCACCACUUUCUACACAGCCACCACAAGCAAAUCAACUUCACAAAUGGCUACUUCAACUGCAUCUAUCACUUCCACUACCGCCUACCCUCCUCCUACUCCACCUUCAUACGGACCACCGUCUUACGAUCUCCCAUCGUAUGGACCGCCACCGUCGUACGGUUUCAGGGGUCGAAGGAUAUGGUAG
This is a messenger RNA of Trichoderma asperellum CBS 433.97, 1875 nucleotides long. Lineage: Eukaryota; Fungi; Ascomycota; Sordariomycetes; Hypocreales; Hypocreaceae. The record is from RefSeq and is a predicted model, not a curated record.